Messenger RNA from Candoia aspera, 1943 nucleotides. RefSeq names its product CD14 molecule (gene CD14). Gene Ontology annotation, biological process: toll-like receptor 4 signaling pathway; cellular response to lipopolysaccharide; positive regulation of cytokine production. NCBI's taxonomy places the organism in Eukaryota, Metazoa, Chordata, Lepidosauria, Squamata, Candoiidae. Gene Ontology annotation, cellular component: lipopolysaccharide receptor complex; external side of plasma membrane; membrane raft. The record is from RefSeq and is a predicted model, not a curated record. Bases 239 to 1573 code for a protein of 444 amino acids. Gene Ontology annotation, molecular function: protein binding; lipopolysaccharide binding. The transcript has 2 exons.
UUCAAAUAAAAGAAUUAGAGGUGGACUGUUAAGAAAGAUCUACAGUUGGUAAAGACAUUUUAUCUUCCACCUUUGUUAUAUCUGGAAGGAAGGGAACAGUGUUGUCAAUAAGGAACAGCAUUGUGUAUAAGGAUUAAUUUUCUUUCUCCACAAGACUGGACAUCCUGGCAGCAGGAGGAACUAAUCUAUAGACUGUGCAAAAACAGAUUUUAAAAUCCAUAGCACAUGGUUUUACAUCAUGUGCAGAUUUCCAGCCUUCAUGUUCUUCUUUUUGGGGCUGCAACUUCCCAAAGCAGAAGGCAGCUGUAUCUUUGUAGAGGCCCAAAGUCGCUGUAUUUGUUCGCUUCUAAACCAGUCAGAAUUAACAAAUGUCGCUGUAUGCCUUCUAGCUGCUGAGUAUGAACUCAAAGGAGGAAAUCUGGAACAGUUUGUAGGCUUUUCUGGAAUCAAGCCAGAUUCAAAUAUAGUCAACAUCCUGGGAGCUGUACAAGUAAAAAAACUCAUCUUUACUGACCUCUUUGUGCCGGAGGUUCUCUUACCAGGAGCCCUGGAAUUUAUUUCCUAUACUCCUCUUGUUUCAGAACUUGAAUUUGUUAAUUGCACUUUCCUUAGACUUGCACGCUGGCAAUAUACAGGGCCCUUGGACCUGAAAGUUACCUCUCUUCGUUUCCACAAAGUGAUUGCUGCCCCUCUGGAUGAGAGAUUUGAUAUAUCCAGUCUGAACAGGUGGCUAGAGACCCUGGAGAAUCUGACACUGACAGAGUCACAAGUUACAUCUAUCCCUUGCAAGGUUGGCAGAGUGUUCACAGCACUGCAUUUUUUGGACAUUUCAGGAAACCAUUUCCAGGACCAGAGCAUAAACUCAACAUUCUGCAAAGGUGCUUUCCCACAGCUCCAAGUAUUAAAACUAAAUCACAAUAAUUUGACCUCUUAUGAGACUUUGUGCAAGACUCUUAGCAAUUUCGGUAUGCUUACUCACUUAGAUUUGAGUCAGAAUGACUUCCUGUCUGGAGCCUUCUCCUUCUAUUGUAUGUGGCCACAAUCACUUCAGAUUUUAAAUUUGUCUAACACAGGAUUAGGACAUAUAGAUAGAUUACUGCCUCCCAACAUUAAGGUAUUAGAUCUGAGUGCCAAUAACAUCUUUACUCUAGAUCUCUCACACUCUGGUUUGAAAGAGCUCUAUUUGUCCAAUAAUAGACUGCAGACAUUCUCAUUAGUCCAUCAGCUUCCUAAUCUGGAGGUCCUGAAUUUAGAUGGAAACUGCAUGUCAAGAUUACGGAGCAAGGAUCUACUGUAUCUGGAACAUUUACAGAGCUUAAAGGCUGGCCACAAUCUCUAUAACUGUUCUUGUACUUAUUAUAUCAGAGAAAUCCAAGACUUAGCAGCCAAAGAAUCAUUGCUGCUUGAUUGGCCUCAGGAUUAUGCAUGUGAGUCCCCUCCUAUUUAUCAGGGCUAUUUGGUAAAAGAUGUACCUCUGUCACUAUUACAUUGCAACAAGACUUUGAUGAGUCAAGGCUCAGUAGUCAUUCUGUUGAUGUGUCUUUCCUUUGUUCUUCAUUUGCUUCUAGUGUAGCCAUGAGAAUGCUAAUUGCAAUGCUUGUAAGCAGAACCCAAUUUAAUGUCAUGUAAACUGAAGAGCUAGAGGAUGGGACUGGUUAAGCAUUUUUCAAAAAUGAUAUCAAUAUAGAAUGGUAAAGAACAGCAUGCUAAUUUGAAAAUAUUUCAAGUUGACAUUUGUUUGUCAUCAAGUCUCACCAGCUGGCAGGACAACCACCACCAGUCACUCUCCUCAAAGUCAUGAGGGGUGUUUGGCUGGGUGUUUGGAACUCAUAAGUCUCUUCAGGCUUUUGCAAAAGAAUGAAAUAGUACUUUGCACUUCAACAUGGUGACUUAACUUCCCAGAGGUUAAAACUAAAUAUCAAGGGGGGUGGACACAGAGUGAA